AUGGAGGAAACGCAGAUGAGGGAAGCAGAAAUCGGAGGAGUUAGGUCUAUCGUAGUCCUGAUCAGCCAACCUCAUUCACACAAGUCGACGCCGAACCGGACCGAACCGAGCCGAGCCGACACCGAUUGCACCACAACCAAAAUGAGACCAGAUCAUUCGACACGAAAUGAUGCACACCACAUUCAACCGCCAAACCCGAACGCUCCAAAGAUGUCCCAAGUUGCUCUGAUUUGGUCUCAUAAAUGUGUACAUCCAUGCGCUGAUGAGGACUCAUAA
Messenger RNA from Opisthorchis viverrini, 276 nucleotides. RefSeq lists its product as hypothetical. Lineage: Eukaryota; Metazoa; Platyhelminthes; Trematoda; Opisthorchiida; Opisthorchiidae. The transcript has a single exon. The coding region runs from base 1 to 276 and encodes 91 amino acids. The record is from RefSeq and is a predicted model, not a curated record.